Molecule: messenger RNA, 1891 nt
Organism: Camellia sinensis
Lineage: Eukaryota; Viridiplantae; Streptophyta; Magnoliopsida; Ericales; Theaceae
Biological process (GO): regulation of transcription by RNA polymerase II
Cellular component (GO): NuA4 histone acetyltransferase complex
Source: RefSeq, a predicted model, not a curated record
GAGGUUGGGUUUGGGUGUCGAGUCCCACCCUCUCUCCCUGUCGCUUCGAUACCCUUCUCUCUCGCCAUUAUUAACAAUUGUCAUCUUCUUCUCUCUCUCUCUCGCGUAGUCUCAUUUAAGCUCUUGCUCAACUAGAACACAGCCCCUGUAAACCAUUACUCUUCGUCUCACAAGGCUCUGGCACAUCCUUUCUCUCUUCCUGUGCAACUAGGGUGGUGGCAUGAAAGUAAAAAGAGAGGCUAGGUUGAUUUGGAGAUGAGCUGAUAUGAGUAGACUGUCAAUUAGGCCUCGGCCUCUCGACAUUCACAAGAAGUUACCCAUUGUAAAAUCUGUAAAGGAUUUUGAGGAUGAAGAGACCCCCACCUCUACCCGUAAUUCGCAGUAUCGUAUCACUGCAGAGGCUGAAAAUGAGGUACAACAAAUUCCUAGCAAGAAAGUGGCAUCGGAAAUUCCUAUUCCACAAUUUGUUGUUGUGGAUACAUAUGAAAGAGAUUAUUCCUGCACUUUUACACAACCAACAUCAUACUUACGAGCAAGGGGAGCUCGGGCUGAACUUGGAGAGUUUGUCGAGUAUGACGUGGACAACGAGGAUGAAGAUUGGCUCGAAGAGUUUAACAAAGAAAAAAGGCUUCUUUCCCCAGAAAAGUUUGAAAUUAUCUUAUUUAAAUUGGAGGUAUUGGAUCAUAAGGCUCGGGAAAGAGCAGGAGUUAUAACUCCUACUCUUGGCUCGCCCAUUCCUGUACUUCUACAGUUUGAUGCUGCUGCUGAGGCCAUACUCUCUGGCUCAGUAAAAUAUGGAGUUCUCCAGUCUAUUUAUAACUAUUGGAAGGAAAAGCGUGAACGGUGGCAAAAGCCUAUUUUACGGCGUUUGCAGCCUCCUCCACCUGUUCAUGAUACCAACCCAUACAUUGUGUUUAGGCCGAGGGAGAAAGCCCAUAGACUUCACACAAGAAGAAUGCAAAGGAGGGAAAACAAUGUGCAGUCUUUUGAAAAGCUUCGCCAGGUUAGGCGCAACUUCGGCCAAGCCAAGAGCCUAAUUGAGGCUGUGAUCAAGAGAGAGGAGAAAAAAAGAGAAGUCAUGGAGAGUGACGUUAGCCUACAAAGGAUUCAAAUGAAGUAUAAGCAUGAAACUGAGCUCCUUGAAGACAGCAUGGCUCUGUCUGGAUUGUCAUCCUUUCCUGGAAAGUUUGGUUCGAGUGAGGAGGAAUUUAUGGACUUGGAUGAUGUUCCAUACAGACGUCCCCCUACGCGACCUGCUGCUGUGCAGAAUAUGCCUUUCAUGGACUCCAAACUGGUUAUGGUUUCUGUGGAAAGCAUGAAGCGAGAGUUCAGACGGCGGAGUACCCCCUAUGGAUGGCUUCAUAAAUUGGAUCCGCUUGAGCCUGUUCUUCUGUUCACUAAACCUCUAGAUUCAGGAAAACUGGCAGCUGCAGGCAUUGCGCCACCAUCAGAUUCUUUGAUGAAGAAUGGUGGAUCUGGACGCCCAUAUAACUUUCAUGGUAGGAUUGGCAGAGGUGGGCGAAUAGUUUUUGACAGAUGGAAUCCGCUUAUGCAUACACCAAUUGACUGUGGCAACUCUUUUUCUAUACCACCAAAACCCCGGCCUUGAAUGCAUAAUUGACUGACUAGUUGUGUAUAAUAUAAUAUCUCAUCUCAUUCGAGGUGAGAAAAGUUGACCUGGUUGAAAGUGGAUUUCACUUUCUUCAUUUUCAGUGGCCAGGCUUAGGAGAUUCGCAAGAUUAGUGCUUCUGUGAGCUUAAGCACAGGUGUAAAUGGUUGUAUCUGUGCUAUGGUAAUCCUACACCGGAAGCAUCCGUUUGGUAUGCCUCUUCCCAAUUGUACAAUUAUUUUUUAUCUUUGUUCAAAGUAAAUGAAGGAAUCUCUCUCUCCC